UAUCAAUUUCAUUUUAGAUUACUUUUUCCACUUAAUGGUAACAUAGUAACGUAUAAUUUAGUAAUGGAAUUUUUCAUUUUUGUGUUAAAUUGAAAAUGGAUACAAAACUGAAAGACAGACUAGUUAAACGCGUUAAAUUACAUACUGAUCUACCAAAUAUAAAUAAAUCGGUUUGGAGUGAGGACACUUUAAAAGAAGUAAAUAGAUUUGUUUCUACUAACCAAACCGUACUAUGUUUAUACUUUGAUGGUCAUUUUCUUCGAAGCGAUUCGCGAAUACCAAAUAUACGCGCCGAACGGCUGGCGUGGUUUUUCAAACCAGCAAAAAACGAAAAUGGCAAUGAUGUUCGCCUAGACGAUGAAAAUUUCGAUAAUUAUGUUCAAUGGGGUACACUUAAGACGGCUAUUGAUGAGGCCAUGUUUAUGCUUCUCAAUUCAUUGAUACAUCCCUAUUUAUUUUAUUGGCCAGAUUUUGAGAAGUAUAAUUUCUAUAAACAAAAUAAGUAUACAAUUCAUGAGCUCUGUCGUUUCAAAUAUUCAAAAAUUUUACCUGUUGAAUUUUUUGCCGAAACAACAAUUAUUAGUGAAACAACACUAAAUAUACUUGAAAGUAUUCUAAAAGAUUAUUAUUCUGAAAUAUUGAAUCGCUUAUGUGAUGAUGGUCGAAAUGCUUCAAUGUGUGAAUAUUAUAUGGAACAUAUAAUUGAUGAGAUCAAUUUUUGGGAGGAAAGAUUGACUGAUUUUAGGUAUAUAAUGGUUAUUUUUGAUUAUAAAAGUGUAUAUGAAAUUUUGGAAAUAUUAGAACAGGGUAGACCAGUUUCCACUGCAACAUUCAAAAAAUUAUUUAGUGAAUUUUCGAUUGGAUUACAAGAAGCUGAGUCAAAUAUUAACUAUCUUCAAAUAGUAAAAAAAUUAUGUGUAGAUCUAUAUAAUAUUUCAUCACUUGACGAAAUCUUAGAUGCUUUACCAGAAAUAUUUGCCAAAUUUAUAUUUAUUUUUGAAGAAUCACCAUUUUAUAAUAAACCGUCUGACCUUAAUCGACUCUGCAAUUAUUUAGGAAAUCAACUGAUAUUUUUGUGUCGAAGAGCUAUAGAUAUUAAUUUAUUAUUUAACGGCGGUGUAGAUUCUACCAUUGAUUCAUUGCACAAAUGUAUUUAUUGUUGUAAUUAUUACAUUGAUUUGUAUACAGAGUCGGUAAAACUUCACAAAUUUAACUAUAAAGGAAAAAUAUGGGUUAAGGCUAGAUCAAUGUAUGCAUUUUUGGAUCGGUUAAAAGACAUCGAAUAUAUUUGUCAAGCUUUAAUGGUGUUUAAAAGAAUGAAUACACAACAACUUCAUAUACCAAAGCCAAUAUUUUCAUUUGUCAAAGGAUUUUAUUUUGAGAAAAUUAUAGAAUCAAUUGAAAUACGUUUUGACGAAAAAAUUAAACAUAUACAAACUAUUAUCAGAACAAGUUUUGAUUUGCAAACUAUGAAGUGGUUUCAAUACAUUAACAAAUUUCGUGAUGAAGUACAAGAAUUAUGUUCAGAAGUUGAACAUGUAUUGAACGAUGCAAUAAAUGCCACGUGCAACUUAGAAGACUCAUUAUACGUUUUACAAUCCUUACACUAUUUUUCUCAUUGGCCACAACUUAAAUUGUGCUUUCAACAAAAGACAAAUGAAAUAUAUAAGCUAUUAACAGACACUAUAACAUCUGUUAUGGCCUUGAUACCAAGUAAUAUCCACCGUAUUCCAUCAUUUCUACCCAAGUAUCCAGGAAUAUGUUCUAUGGUUAUGAUUAAAUUUAGACUUAUCACAAGCUAUAAGAAAAUGUUAGCUGAUCGUCCUUGGCUUUUAACAUGCCCAAGUAUCAAGGAAUUUCUUCAAACAUACAAAAAAUAUUAUGAUUUUUAUCAUAAAAUGACCGAAACUAUAUUUAAAAUGUGGACUGAUAAACUUUAUGCUAACAAUUAUGAAAAAAAGCUUGAUAAGCAUUUAUUAUCAGGGACUAGAAAAUCAAAAUGCCUUUGGAAUUUUAAAAUAAAUUUAGAUGAUGAAAUGCAUAUACUAAUGAAUGAAGUAGAUUCAUGGUUACUUAUUGAGUUUAAGAUGCCUUAUGUAGUGACACAUAUUGCAGAAAUGACACCGAAAAUUAAAGGUGUUUAUAAUAUAAUAAAUAUGACGAUAAAAUGUUAUGAUUAUUUUGCUGCAGGUUUAUCUGAACAAGAAAUAUUUUUAUUCGAGAAAAAGAUACAAAAUUGUAAUAAAAUAUUUUCACCAAUGGUUUUAGAAUACACAUGGCAUCAUAUUACUCAUAUUGAAAAUUAUCUUAUCAAAUGUUACACAUUAUUAGAAACAACUCAAAUGUUUGAAGAUGAUUACAAACAAAGCGUCAUGGAAGUACUAUUCUUAUGUGAAGAAAUAGCAAAUACACCAUUAUUUAAAUUUCAGUUAACUCAAGCAAUUGAUAUAAACGAUUUUAUGGAUCAAGCAAAAAUAUACAAAAAUAAAGUAAUGAAAAAGGUAUUAGCUAAUUACAAUGAAAUAAUUCGCUAUGGAACAAUCGUAUAUGAAGGAUUUGAAGAUCACAUUAAUGAAGUUAUAGUACACUGGGAACAAUUUGUCGACUAUAUUGACAUUCUAGUUCGCGAAUCCCUUAUUUUAAAUGCACGAUUUUCACUGGAAAAUAUGUUGGAACUGAGAGUUGGGUAUGGUUUUGGGCCAGUUCCAGUGUUUCAAAUUCAUGUUUGUUUGGAAAAUCGUAAAGUUAAAUACUCAUCAAGUUUAUUGACAUUGGUAAUGUGUUCAAUGCAAUCACUACCAAGUUUAAUGAUGUCUUUAAAAAGUAUACCAAGAUUACACUACACAUUUAAAGUGAUGAAUAAAUUAUCGAUACCAUAUGGCUAUGAACUUAUUGAAGAUCAAACUUGUAACGAUAUACAAUAUAAAAUUGAUACGUCAACACAAAUUGGUCUGAAUGAAAUUAGACAAUAUAUGUCGUCAUUAUUAUCAUACAGCGAUAUUUGGACCAUUGAUAAACAUAACUUUCUUGAACGUUUCCAAAACAACAAUCCUUCUGCAGAAAAUUUUAAUCAGGAGAUAAUAAUGUACAAUAAUUAUAUCCAAGACAUUAAAAAAUUUAAUUCUGUAUCAUCGAUUUCAAAUUUUUUAAUUUGUACUAAUGUUAUGAUUAAGCAAAUUAUUGCACAUUGCCAUAAUUGGAUUUACCAUUUUUCACAACUUACUUUAGAACUAACUGCCAAGUUCAUUGAAGGAUUUUUUGAAUAUGUACAUAUAAAUAGUGUCCAAGUAAUGACACAACCAAAGACACUAGAAGAAAUGGUCGAUUUUAUUGAAUUUAGAAAACGAUUAGUAAAGGAAAGUAUCUCGAAAGAAAAUGAAUUUUCAGUAAUUGCAGAUAAUAUUUCUAUUAUGGACAUACAUAAUAUAAUGGUACCAGAAAUCAUGCGAUCUAGACAUAGUACUAUGCACAAAAUUUGGAAUGAUUAUAAGCUUAUUUUAGAAACUGCCGAAGUUAUGCUAGAAGGCAAACGUGAUGAAUUUUUAAAUGUAUUGUAUACUAAACAAGAUACUUUAAAGCAAAAUGCUCAUGAUCUUCUACAGAAUUUUUAUCAAACUGCCCCUAGAACUUCUGAUUGGAAGUCAUCUGAUGUUUUAACAUAUAUUGAUCAAUUGAAGAAACAAAUUGCUACAAUGGAAGCCGAAGAAGAAAAAUUAAAAGAGGACCUCACGUUAUUUGGUAUUAAAUACGUACCAUCAACAGCAUUAAAAAAACUUAAAGAAGAAUUAGCCAUAUUGGAAUUAGUUUGGAGUACAAUAAAUCAAUGGGAUGUAGCUUGGGAAAGGUAUAAAAAUGGAAAAUUUUGGGAAAUAAAAGUAUCAGACAUGGAAAUAACAGUACAAUCUUUAUUCAAAAAACUCAAUCAUUUAGUAAAAGAGUUGAGAGAAAGAAAAUGGGAAGCUAUAGAAACAGCAAAAAUUUCAGUGGAUGUCUUUAGACGAGUUUUACCUUUAAUUACGGAUUUAAAAAAUCCAGCAAUGAGAAGUAGGCAUUGGGAUGAAGUGCGAAGAGUAAUACAAUCAGAUUUUAACGAAAAUGAUGAAACAUUUACUUUGGAAAUUGUAAUGCAAAUGGGAAUGGAAAACUUUGAAAAUGAAAUAAGUGAAAUAUCAAAUAAAGCUUCUAUGGAGUUAAACAUUGAGAACGCUUUUAGAUCUAUUCGAGAAACAUGGAAAUACAUGAAAUUGAUUACAGAACCUCAUAAAAAAUCAGGAAUGUAUAAAAUUAAAGCUGUUGAUGAAAUAACUCAAACUUUAGAAGAUCAACUCGUACAAAUAUCUUCGAUGAAAGGAUCUAAAUAUGUAUCAAUUUUUCUCGAAGAAGCAGAUUACUGGGAAAAAGGUCUUGGUAUAGUUAUGGAAGUAUUAGAAAUGACACUUAAUGUUCAAAGACUUUAUUUUUAUUUAGAAAAUAUAUUUUUCGGUGAUGAUAUUCGAGAAAAAAUGCCUAAGGAAGCCAUGACUUAUGAUGAACUGACGACAGAAUGGAAGAAAAUAACGUCAAAAAUGCAUAAAACAGAAAAUGUUUUUAAAGCUUGUUGUUCUAUAUCUUUACUUAAACAUUUAAACACAAUGGAUGAUCGGUUGCAAGCUAUUCAAAAAGCUCUCGAGGUCUAUAUGGAAACUAAGCGUAAUGUGUUUCCAAGAUUUUAUUUCAUAUCCAACGAUGAUUUAUUGGAAAUUUUGGGAAAUUCAAAAAAUCCUGAACUAAUACAACCACACUUGAAAAAAUGUUUUGAUAACAUUAACAAAGUUAAGAUGAGUACAACAAAAGAUCAAACUACUGAAGCUAGUGGAAUGUAUUCUGAAGAUGGGGAGUUUGUACCUUGGGUUAAACCAGUUUUAUGUGAGGGGCCUGUUGAAUUUUGGCUAUGUGCGAUAGAAAGUACAAUGCGGAUAUCAUUAAAAAGCGUAUUUAAAGAUGUAAAAUUGGCAUUGAUGAAAAAUUUAAAAAAUCGUGAUGACUGGAUACUUCAUUGGCCUGGACAAUUGUGUAUAACUGCAUCUCAAAUACAAUGGACAACAGAUUGUACAAGAGCACUUAUAAUGUGCAAACACAUUGAAAAUAAGCUCCCCUUGAAAAAAAUUCGUAAAAAACAGAAAACAAUUUUAUCAAAAUUUUCUGAUGCUAUAAGAGGAAAUUUACCUAAAACUGUGAGAUUGAAAGUGGUUGCAUUAGUAACUAUUGAAAUACAUGCUAGAGAUGUUAUUGAAAAAAUGUACAAAACUAAUUGCAUGGAUGUAACGGCAUUUGAAUGGAUGUCUCAGUUGCGUUUUUAUUGGGAUAAAAAGAUUAAUGACAUAGUAAUUAAACAAACUAAUACAAGACAAGUAUAUGGUUAUGAAUAUUUAGGAAAUUCGGGAAGAUUAGUGAUAACACCGCUGACUGAUCGUUGUUAUAUAACAUUAACUACAGCUUUACAUCUAUUUCGCGGUGGUAGUCCUAAAGGUCCUGCGGGUACAGGGAAAACAGAAACAGUUAAAGAUUUAGGAAAGAAUUUAGCUUACUAUGUAAUAGUUAUCAAUUGUUCUGAAGGACACGACUAUAUGAGUAUGGGACGAAAUUUUUCUGGUCUAGCACAACAAGGUGCAUGGGGUUGUUUUGAUGAAUUCAAUCGAAUUAAUAUUGAAGUAUUGUCAGUUGUUGCACAGCAGAUAUUGUCUAUUUUCUCAGCACUUGCUGCAAAUCAAAGUAGAUUUAUUUUUGAGAGAAAUGAAAUACGAUUGUUGCCUACAUGUGGAGUUUUUAUUACAAUGAAUCCGGGUUAUGCUGGAAGAACUGAAUUACCCGAUAAUUUAAAAUCUAUGUUUCGUGCUAUUUCUAUGAUGGUACCAGACAGCAAGCUUAUUGCUGAAAUAAUGUUGUUUGGUGAAGGUUUUAAGGAUACUAAAAAUUUAGCAAAUAAAGUGUUUGUAUUAUUUUCAUUAUGUAAACAACAGCUCAGUAAACAAGAUCACUAUGAGUUUGGACUUCGGGGAAUGGUUGCUUUACUAAGAUACUCUGGUCAAUGUAGACGUCUAUAUUCACAUUUACCAGAUGAAGAAGUUCUUUUAUUAGCUAUGCAGAAUAUGAAUUUAGCAAAACUUACCGUUGAGGAUUUGCCACUUUUUAUGGGAAUUACAAAUGAUUUGUUUAUUAAUAUUGUUUUGCCACCUGUAAAAAAUGAUAUACUUAUAAACGGAAUUAUCAAAUGUAUGGAAAAAAGUAAUCUCCAGCCAUCAAAACCAGCUAUAUCAAAAAUUGUUCAACUCUAUGAAACUCAAAAUUCAAGGCAUUCAGUUAUGGUUUUAGGACAAACUGGAGCAGCAAAAAGCACAACUUGGAAAAUGUUAAGGGAUACUUCUUCUUUAUUGAAAAAGAAUCAAAUUAGUGGGUUUGAAUUAGUUGUUGAAUUUCCUAUGAAUCCAAAAGCACUUUCUUUGGGUGAACUAUAUGGCGAGUACAAUUUAGCAACACAAGAAUGGAUGGACGGUGUUUUAUCAUCUGUAAUGCGUAAAACUUGUUCAGAUAGUUCAAUCGAACGUAAAUGGAUACUUUUUGAUGGGCCUGUUGAUGCCGUAUGGAUAGAAAAUAUGAAUUCUGUAAUGGAUGAUAAUAAGGUUUUGACUCUUAUAAACAGUGAAAGAAUUACGAUGCCUCAGCAGGUAUCUCUAUUAUUUGAAGUAGAAGAUUUGGCUGUGGCAUCUCCAGCUACCGUUUCUAGGUGUGGUAUAGUGUAUAACGAUUACAAUGAUUUUGGUUGGAAAUUAUAUGUUGACUCUUGGUUAAAUAAUUGUAAAUUUGAACCUUAUAAAGAUGCAAUUCGAGAUCAUUUCGAUAACUAUAUAAACAAAAUGUUGUUUUUCAAAAAAAAGCAUUGUACUGAAACAAUACCAGUUCCAGAGUUAAGUUCAAUAGUUUCACUAUGCAAAUUAUUGGAGUGUUUUACUUUUGAGCAAAUAGCCGUUAAAAUUCCUGAUAAUCUGGAUGAAGAAAAAUACUUCUAUCUUACAAAAAUAUGGUUCAUAUUUUGUAUGGUAUGGUCAGUAUGCUCUGGAGUAAAUGAUGAUGGUCGAAAAAAAAUAGACAUUUAUAUAAGAGAGCUAGAAAGGAUUUUUCCCGUAAGAGAUACUAUUUAUCACUAUUAUGUUGAUAGUAAUUUUUGUAGGUUUAAUCAUUGGGAAGAUAAACUACCCGCUCAAUGGGCAUGUGAUCCAGAUACUCAGUUUUUCAAAAUAAUUGUACCUACAGUGGAUACAGUACGUUACAACUACCUUACUGAGUCAUAUUUAAGCAAAAAACAACCAGUACUUCUAGUAGGACCAGUGGGAACUGGAAAAACAUCUACUGCUCAAAAGGCUCUAGAAUCUCUAAAUAAAAAUAAGUUUUCCUUUUUAACUAUUAAUAUGUCAGCUCAAACUACAUCAAAUAACGUGCAAGAAGCUAUUGAAGGGCGUCUGGAAAAACGAACUAAAGAACUUUAUGCACCUAUGGGAGAUAAAACUAUGAUAACAUUUUUGGAUGACAUGAAUAUGCCUGCAAAAGAGAUUUAUGGAGCGCAACCUCCGUUAGAAUUGAUUAGACAAUGGAUUGAUUACGAAUUUUGGUAUGACCGUCAAAGACAGACAAUUAAAUAUGUUAAAAAUAUGUUACUUAUUGGAGCUAUGGGUCCACCUGGCGGUGGUAGAAAUACAAUUAGUAAUAGACUACUAAGUAGUUUUAGCAUAAUUAACUUAACAUUUCCCGAAGAAACUCAAAUAUUCAGAAUUUAUGGACUAAUGUUAAAUCAACACUUAAAAAAUUUUCAAGAAGAUGUGUUUAACCUAAAAGAAGGAUUGACUACGAUGACAGUUGAUUUAUAUAAUAGUGUUGUUAUGAAUAUGUUGCCUACUCCAGCAAAAAUGCAUUAUCUUUUCAACUUACGUGACAUAUCCAAGGUUUUUCAAGGAUUAUUACGUAGUAGUACAGAUUUUCAAAACGAAAAAGACUUAAUGCUACGACUUUGGUGUCAUGAAGUUUUUCGAGUUUUUAGUGACCGACUAAUUGAUUUUAAAGAUAGAGAUUGGCUUUUAAAUCAAGUUAACAACCAACUUGGAAAAAAUUUCGAAUUAACAUAUCGAGCUCUUUGCCAUACUGAUAGUAAUCCCAUUUUUUGUGACUUUUUAAAUAAAUAUGUGCUUUAUGAAGAGAUAGUUGACGAGAAAAAGUUGUUAGAUUUUAUCUACAAUAGACUAUCUGAAUACAAUUCCAGAUCAAAUGUCAUACCAAUGAAUCUUGUACUGUUCAGAGACGCCGUUGAACAUGUGUGUCGUAUAGCUAGAGUUAUAUCCCAGCCAAGAGGCUACAUGCUCAUUGUUGGCAUAGGUGGUUCAGGUAGGUCUUCACUUGCCAAAUUAGCAACUUGGAUGUGCAACUAUAACAUGUUUACUAUUGAACUAACUAAAUCAUACGGAACUAUGGAGUUUAAAGAAGAUUUAAAACUUCUUUACGCCCAAACUGGAGUAAAAGAUCAACCAACAACAUUUAUAUUCAAUGAUACUCAAAUAGCCAAUGAAUCAUUUUUGGAAAUAAUAAAUAACAUUUUAAGUACGGGUGAAGUUUCUAAAUUAUACAAAGGAGAAGAAUUUGAAGAAAUUAAAAUCUCUUUGUCAGAUAUUGCUAAGAGAUCUGGUGUUCUUGAAACUGCUGAAGCAAUAUAUUCUUUUUUUAUAGAUCGUGUUAGAAACAAUUUACACAUUGUUCUUUGUUUAAGUCCUAUUGGAAAUGAAUUUCGAGUAAGAUUGAGGCAAUAUCCAUCAAUAAUCAAUUGCACAACAAUUGAUUGGUUUUUAGAUUGGCCAAAAGACGCUUUGUUAGAAGUAGCAGCAAAGUCGUUAAGCACAAUAGAUAUACUAAAGACAAUUACAGGAGAUCCUAGGGUCUACGAUAUUGAAAAUGUUAUUUUGACACAGGAAGAACUUAGAAGCUGUAUUGCAUUAGUUUUUGCAACAAUUCACCAAUCAGUAAUUGAAUGUUCAACUAAAAUGAUGUUGGAAAUGAAACGAUAUAAUUAUGUGACGCCAACUAAUUAUUUGGAAUUAGUUUCUGGAUAUGAAGAAACACUAGAUGUAAAACGAAAGGGAAUUGCUAAUACCGCUAAUAAACUGAGAAAUGGUCUUUUUAAAAUUGAUGAUACCAGUGAUAAAGUAGCUGAUAUGAAAGAAGAAUUGGGAAAAGCUACUAAACAAGUUAAUUUAUACACUAAAGAAUGCGAUAAAUUUCUUGAUAUCAUAUACAAGCGGUCUUUAGAAGCAGAUAAACAAAAAGAAGAAGUAGCUGAACAGAGUGUAAAAAUUAAAGAAGAAGAAGUAAUUUGUCAAGAAUUAUAUAAUACUGCUAUGGAUGAUUUAAAAGCUGCAAUGCCUGCUUUAGAAGAAGCUAUGGAUGCUUUAAAUUCAUUAAAUAAAAAAGAUCUUUCUGAAGUGAAAUCAUUUUCAAGACCACCAGAUAGAGUAAAAUUAGUAUUAGAAGCCGUAAUGACCCUAAAGCAAUCUGAACCAACUUGGAAUGAAGCUAAAAGGCAAUUAGGAGAUCCUGAUUUUUUAAACCAAUUAAAAGAUUUUGACAAAAAUAAUAUUCCAGAUAAGGUGUUAAAAAAAAUUGCUGUAUUUACAAGAAAUCCUGAAUUUGAACCUAAUAAAGUAGGCCUUCAGUCUAUGGCUUCCAAAUCUUUAGCUCUAUGGGUAAUUGCUAUUGAAAAAUAUGCAAAAAUUUACAAAGUUGUUGCUCCAAAAAAAGCAGCAGCAGACAAUGCAAUGGAUUCACUUAAAGAAAAACAACUAGCUCUUUACACAGCUGAACAGAAACUUUUACAAUUAAAAAAACUUCUUGACGAUCUUCAAGCAGAAUAUGCCGAAAAAAUGAAAGAAAAGGAAGAAUUAGUAAAAAAGGCGGCUGAAUUAAGAAGAAGUCUAGAAAGAGCAGAAAUACUUAUUGAUAGAUUAUCUGAUGAAAGAGAAAGAUGGACAAGAACUGUGAAACAACUCGAUAUAGAUUUCGAUUAUUUGCCUGGGGACUGCUUGAUAAGCACUGCAUUUAUUUCCUACAUGGGUCCUUUUGUAUCGAAAUAUAGAGAAACUCUUUUUAAUCUCUGGGCUAAUACAAUCAAAGAUAUGACAAUACCGCAUAAUCCAGAAUAUCAAGUUACUGAAUUUUUAUCAAAUCCAGCUAUUAUAAGAACAUGGAAUAUUAAUGGUCUACCAAAUGAUGGAUUUAGUAUAGAAAAUGGUAUAAUAAUAAGUCGAAGUUCGCGAUGGCCAUUAGUGAUCGAUCCCCAAUGCCAAGCACAAAAAUGGAUUAAAAAUAUGGAGGCUGAUAAUGGAUUAAAGGUAAUAGACUUUGGUGUCCAAAAUUACAUUCAAAUUCUAGAAGAUGCUUUACAAAACGGUUAUCCCACAUUACUUCAAAUAUCUUCUGAAACUAUUGAUCCAGCUGUUAUGCCAGUAUUAUCCAAGUCUAUUGUUAAACAAAAAGAUACAUUUUUUAUUAAAAUGGGUGAUAAAUUACUAUUAUACGAUGAAAAGUUCAGGUUUUUUAUAACAACAAAAAUGAGAAAUCCUCAUUAUCCUCCUGAGAUUUCUACAAGAACAACUGUGGUAAAUUUUGCUAUUAAAGAAGAAGGUCUAGAAGAUCAACUACUGGGGAAUGUUGUUAAAAUAGAAAAACCAGCACUCGAGAAACUCAAAAAUAGUUUAAUUAUUAAUAUUGAUUCGGGAAAAAGAACACUGAUGGAAUUGGAAGAUGAACUCUUGAGGUUAUUAAAUGAAAGUGAAGGUUCUUUGUUAGAAAAUGAAGAACUAUUUCAAACAUUGGAGUCAUCAAAAAAAACUUCAGUGACAGUCAACAAACAGCUUCAAAAUUCAUUGACAACACAAGCUGAAAUUGAUGCAACUCGCGAGGGAUAUCGACCAUGUGCUAAACGGGCUUCGACGCUGUUUUUCAUACUUAACGAUUUGAAUCAAAUAGAUCCUAUGUAUCAAUUUUCGUUAGAUUCAUACGUUACUUUGUUUGAAAAUUCUAUAAAGAAAAGCGAAAAAUGUGAUUUAAUCAAUCUAAGAAUAAAUUAUUUGAAUGUUUACCAUACAUAUGCAGUAUACAGAAAUACAUGUCGUGGUCUAUUUGAACAGCAUAAACUUCUAUUUUCUUUUCAAAUUUGUAUCAAAAUAUUACUAACCAAAGGUCAAUUGCUAUGGAGCGAAUUUGAGUUUCUUCUAAAAGGUGGAAUCGUAUUAAACAGAGAAGAACAAGAUGAAAAUCCGUGUACAGCAUGGCUGCCGUUAACUAAUUGGGAUAAUAUAACAGAACUAGACAAAAUGCCAGGUUUUCAUGGUAUAGCAAAAUCUUUUGAACAAUUUUCACGUGAAUGGAAAGAAUGGUACAUGUCCCCUGAGCCUGAAACAUUAACAUUAGUUGGUCAAUGGAAAGAUAUAUGCAAUUCAUUUCAACAAAUGUUGUUCAUAAGAUGUUUAAGAAUUGACAGAUUAUCAUUUUCAAUAUCAAAAUUUAUCGUUGAAAAUUUGGGACCAAAAUUUGUUGAACCCCCAGUAAUGGAUGUUAAAAGUGUAUUGGAAGAUUCAAGCAACAAAACUCCAUUAAUUUUUGUAUUGUCUCCUGGAGUUGAUCCUACAAAUAUGUUAAUUAGUCUCGCAACCAACUGUAAUAUGAAAGAUAAAUUUCAUACGCUUUCAUUAGGUCAAGGGCAGGCACCUAUAGCAACAGCAUUGAUUGACAUUGGUCAACGAGAAGGGCAUUGGGUGUUCCUGGCUAAUUGUCAUCUAUCCCUUUCGUGGAUGUCACAUUUAGAUAAAAUAAUUGAUAUAAUGCAAGAUGGAAAAAGUCAUCCAAACUUUAGGUUAUGGUUAAGCUCUAGUCCACAUCCAGAUUUCCCCAUUGCCAUAUUACAGAGUGCUAUUAAAAUGACUACUGAACCUCCAAAAGGUUUAAAAGCAAAUAUGACACGGUUAUACCAAAAUAUUAACGAAGAUAAUUUUUCUAAAUGUAAAGCGCAGGAUAAAUACAAAAAGUUAUUGUUUGCGUUGUGUUUCUUUCAUUCUGUUCUAGUAGAGAGGAAAAAGUUUCAAAUGCUUGGUUGGAACGUGGUUUACAGUUUCAACGACUCUGAUUUCGAAGUGUCUGAAAAUUUACUAUCAAUAUAUUUGGAUGAAUAUAAUGAAACACCUUGGGAUGCUUUAAAAUACUUAAUUGCAGGAAUUUGUUAUGGUGGUCAUGUGACCGAUGAUUGGGAUAGACGACUCUUAAAUACAUAUAUUGCUCAAUAUUUUAAUGAAGACGCCAUUUCUAUACCAUAUUAUAGGUUGUCUUCAUUAUUAAUGUACUAUAUUCCACGUGAUGGUAAUCUACAAUCAUAUAGAGAAUUCAUUAUGACUUUGCCAAUUGUAGAUAGUCCACAAGCUUUUGGGCAACACCCUAACUCAGAUAUGGCAUCUCUAAUGGGAGAAAAUUAUAAUUUAUGUGAAACUCUUAUAUCAUUGCAAGGACAAUCAUCAGGUGUAGUCGAAGAACACAAAGAAGAAAAAGUAUUUAUGCUUUUAUCUAAAAUUUUACAGAAAGUACCAGAUAUUAUUGACUAUGAUACAACAGUAAGAAAUAUUGGAGUUAAUAGAAGUCCUCUAGAUGUGGUAUUACUUCAAGAGAUUUUACGUUAUAACACUUUGUUGAAAAAUAUUAAAUCAUCAUUGAUAAAUUUAAAAAAAAGUAUUCAAGGUUUAGUUGUUAUGUCGUCAGACCUCGAGGAAGUUUUUCAAUGCCUAGACGAGGGUAGGGUACCAAGUCAAUGGCUCAAAGCCUAUCCUUCACUUAUGAACUUGGGAGCUUGGACACAGGAUUUGAUUGAGAGGAUCAAUCACUUUACUAUCUGGGCUGUCACAGCUCGUCAACCAAUUUUAUUUUGGUUGGGAGCUUAUACCUUUCCUACAGGCUUUUUAACUGCAGUUUUACAAAUGGAAUCAAGAAAUUCAUCGGUACCGAUAGAUUUACUUCAAUGGGAUUUUAUACCAAUCACUAUACCUCAGAAGGACAUUGUCAUGCCUCCCAGUAAGGGUGUGUAUGUACGAAGUCUUUAUUUAGAAGGAGCUAAUUGGGAUCAUAAGAAUUCGUGUUUGUGUGAACCUAAACCUUUACAAUUAAUUGCAAAAUUACCAGUUAUACAAUUCAAGCCGGUUAAAAAUGUCAAGAGAAAAAUGAAAAGUUUUUAUUUAUGCCCAGUGUAUUACUAUCCACGUAGAUGUGGAAUACAAGGAAGAGAUGCUUUUGUUGUUGGAUUAUAUUUAAAUAGUGGAAUAGAACCACCAAAUCAUUGGAUUAAAAGAGCAGCAGCUGUUUUGCUUAGCUUGUCAAAUUAAUCAUAGGAUAUAUAUUUAUAUAUAUUACAUUUAACUUUCAUUGAAAGUUUGCAGUAUAUACAUAUAUUGUAAACUAUACUA
Messenger RNA from Daktulosphaira vitifoliae (grape phylloxera), 13520 nucleotides. RefSeq names its product dynein axonemal heavy chain 2 (gene kl-2). Lineage: Eukaryota; Metazoa; Arthropoda; Insecta; Hemiptera; Phylloxeridae. Bases 96 to 13439 code for a protein of 4447 amino acids. Gene Ontology annotation, cellular component: dynein complex. The transcript has 67 exons. The record is from RefSeq and is a predicted model, not a curated record. Gene Ontology annotation, molecular function: ATP hydrolysis activity; dynein intermediate chain binding; dynein light intermediate chain binding. Gene Ontology annotation, biological process: microtubule-based movement.